Messenger RNA from Musa acuminata AAA Group (dessert banana), 1664 nucleotides. RefSeq names its product putative E3 ubiquitin-protein ligase XBAT35. The record is from RefSeq and is a predicted model, not a curated record. Bases 506 to 1426 code for a protein of 306 amino acids. The transcript has 2 exons. Lineage: Eukaryota; Viridiplantae; Streptophyta; Magnoliopsida; Zingiberales; Musaceae.
CGACAACUGUCUCCACCACCAUCCGCAGAGUGAGGAGAGGGAGGAAUGGCCAAUGGCGUACGUCUCUGUCUUCUCUCUCGCCGUAGGAUUUAGAACGAGGUAGAAAGCCGAAUGAGAUAGGGAGGAGGAGGCGGAAGGCGACGGCUGGAGACAGGAGGAGAGGGGCCAGAGCCGCUCUUGGAUCGGUCGACGCCGAUCCCAAGAGCGCCACUUCAUAUUAUCUCAUCUCCUCUCUCUCUCUCUCUCUCUCUCUCUCUCUCUUCUUCUUCUUCGGACAGAGAGGACGGAUUUCUUUGGCACUUCUUCUCAACGAACCAUCGACGUCGGAAUUCUUCGCUUGUAGACUGAAUCGGCACACAUACGGUCUUUAUAGAUCCAGACUCAUCGAUUCCCGGUUCUCGAGCUCGAUCGCUGGCUUUUUGUUGUAGAUUUUGAAUUGCUGGACAUCAUCGUUUCAAAGGCCACAACUUUUUGGAGAGUUUUGUUGCAAAGAUCGGAUCUUGAUAUGGAGGGCAGGGAGCUGCGGCGAAGCGUGACGCUCCCGGAGCAGUUAUCUGUCACCGAUUCCUCCAAACUCGAGGACCUCCUCAAGGUCCGGGAGGAGGACGAUGUGCGUGUUUCUCGCCGCCGGGGCCGCGACUCGCUGACUCUGCGAUCGAUUAUCGCGGGCGAGAAGAGGGAGGACUCCGCCGCGGGAAGGACGCUGCUCGAGAUCAUCCAGCAGGAUCGCGCGGCGAAUGGAAACGCGGCGGACAGGAACUCCAGUAACGGCGACACAUGGAAGUCGCUAAGGGACCUCCUCCGUCACGGCGACGGCGUGGCCUUGGGAGCAGCGACACCCGGCGACCUCCAACCGGUCUCGGCAACCGAGCUAGUCAUCUCCACUCGCCCCAACCCCGUCCUGGCCCUUUCAGUCUCCGUUGGGAAUCCCGACUUUGCCGCCUCAGAAUCCACCGCCGUGGCGGCGACGGCUGCGACUGCGACUGCGACCACAACGCCUGUGGAGCUACCUUUAACCAACGAAGGAGAAAGUGAAGAAAUCAAUGGCAGUGAAAACUCCAAUCCUGUGGGCGCCGCCGGGUCAUCCUCGCCAGAGGCAGUGCCGGCGGCGGAGGAGCAGCAGUCGGCGAGGGUGUCCCUAUUGGCGUUACUGGAGCAGACGGACAGACAAUGGGAAGGAAGCGGACAGGAGGGGCUAUCGUUGGUCGCAGCGGCAGUGGACGAGGAGGUGGUGGCGGAGGACGAGAUGAAGGGCAGCGGAGGGGUGUCGUACAUGUGCUGCGUAUGCAUGGUGCGACACAAAGGGGCGGCGUUCAUACCGUGCGGCCACACCUUCUGCCGGCUUUGCUCGCGGGAGCUGUGGGUCAGCCGUGGCAACUGCCCUCUCUGCAAUGGCCACAUCCUCGAAAUCCUUGACAUCUACUAGUGCCGUGCCACCUUCCAUUCUCCGGCUCUGGCCACCGCCACCGCUCGUUAUUUGAUCUUUCUGAAGAAAACAUUGCAUGACGAGUGAUUAAUCAUUAAAGAGGACAUUAUUGAUGCCGAACUAGAUUUCUGGAUAUGCUCGUCCGAUGGUAGAGAGACUACUGACUGGCUGGCUCAUCAGCAAGUUCCAAAUUAUCUAAUGUAUGUCCAUUUUGAUAGACAAAUUUUAUAUUUGUGUU